AUGUUCGUCAAAUCUGAGACCUUGGAGUUGAAGGAGGAAGAGGACGUGCUGGUGCUGCUCGGCUCGGCCUCCCCCGCCUCGGCGCCUCUGACCCCGCUAUCUUCCAGCGCCGACGAGGAGGAAGAGGAGGAGCCGGGCGCGUCGGGCGGGGCGCGUCGGCAGCGUGGGGUCGGGGCCGGGGCCGGGGCGCGGGCUGGCUCGCCGGGAGGGGCCGAGGGCUGCCGGCCAGCGCGGCUGCUGGGUCUGGUGCACGAGUGCAAACGGCGCCCCUCCAGGGCGCGGGCCGUUUCUCGCGGCGCCAAGACGGCCGAGACGGUGCAGCGCAUCAAGAAGACCCGUAGAUUGAAGGCCAACAACCGCGAGCGCAACCGCAUGCACAACCUCAACGCGGCGCUGGACGCGCUGCGUGAGGUGCUCCCCACGUUCCCCGAGGACGCCAAGCUCACCAAGAUCGAGACCCUGCGUUUCGCCCAUAACUACAUAUGGGCGCUCACCGAGACGCUGCGCCUGGCUGACCACUGCGGGGGCGGCGGCGGCGGCGGCGGCGGCGGCGGCCUGCCGGGGGCGCUCUUCUCCGAGGCCGUCUUGCUGAGCCCCGGAGGCUCUAGUGCCGCCCUGAGCAACAGCGGAGAUAGCCCUUCGCCUGCCUCGACGUGGAGCUGCACGAACAGCCCCGUGCCGUCUUCCUCCGCCUCCUCCAACUCCACCUCGCCCUACAGCUGCACUUUAUCUCCUGCCAGCCCGGCGGGUUCAGACAUGGACUAUUGGCAGUCGCCACCUCCCGACAAGCACCGCUACGCACCUCACCUGCCCAUAGUCAGGGACUGUAUCUAG
Messenger RNA from Lagenorhynchus albirostris (white-beaked dolphin), 834 nucleotides. RefSeq names its product neurogenin 2 (gene NEUROG2). NCBI's taxonomy places the organism in Eukaryota, Metazoa, Chordata, Mammalia, Artiodactyla, Delphinidae. The transcript has a single exon. The record is from RefSeq and is a predicted model, not a curated record. Gene Ontology annotation, molecular function: protein dimerization activity. Bases 1 to 834 code for a protein of 277 amino acids.